Aureobasidium pullulans EXF-150 is the source of this 6107-nucleotide messenger RNA. RefSeq names its product SNF2 family DNA-dependent ATPase domain-containing protein. Bases 179 to 5869 code for a protein of 1896 amino acids. The record is from RefSeq and is a predicted model, not a curated record. Gene Ontology annotation, molecular function: ATP hydrolysis activity; DNA binding; ATP binding. NCBI's taxonomy places the organism in Eukaryota, Fungi, Ascomycota, Dothideomycetes, Dothideales, Saccotheciaceae. The transcript has 3 exons.
GCGGCCUCGGCUGACGCGUGACGAAGCAACCAUACCAUUUCAUUUACUCUUCGUUUUCCACGCGACAUUUUAUCAUGCUAAUGAACCACUAAUUCGGCUUCACUAAAAUUCACUCUUUGCGUUGGAAGAGGGCGUUGAUGGGAAUUUGAUUACUUUGCACUAAAGAUUUGACUACAACAUGAGUGCCACAAGACUUGACCGAUUGGUCAUUCUUCUAGACACUGGUAGCACACAACUCAUUCGCAACACGGCUGCUACACAGCUUGCGGAUGUUCAAAAGAACCAUCCAGAUGAACUUUUCAACCUACUAACCAGAGUCGUUCCCUUCCUUCGCUCAUCCUCCUGGGACACGCGAACAGCAGCUGCAAAGGCUUUGGGUGGUAUCGUCGAGCAUGCACCAAAGUUCGAUCCCAAUGAAGACGAUGUCAAGAACGAGAACGGAGUCAAGGAAGAGCUCAAACAUGAGAAUGGACUGUCCACACCUCUAGUGUCCGAGGAUCAACUGCAACUCGCAACUCUGGACGUCGAAGCCAUCCUUACCAAUGGAAAAGAGCUGCUCGGAAGUGCCGGACGUCAAUACGACUUCAAGUUGGCUGGAAUGGACCCUGCUCAAAGGCUUGCACACCAAAAGAAGACUCUCACCAACCGACUCGGACUAGGUGGAGAGUACAUGGAAGAUGAACUCGUCACCGAAACAGACAUUGCCGUUCGCACCAGCUUCCCAACACCAGGCUUGCCGAGUGCAGAUUCAUCCAUCUCCCGGGCCAAUAGCGUGUCUGAAACUGCUGUCGUUUCUCCCAGCGAACAGCAAGCUGCUUCUGAGGCUAUGAGCAAGAGACAGCUAAACAUGCUCAAGCGACGCAGAAAGGAGGAGCUGAAACGCGACAACAAGAAGUUCAAAUACGACCUUACCAGCAUGAGACGCGAGAGCACUACGAUACCAACACCAGCCGAAUCGGAAACCAUUAUCAAAGACGAAAAGGCGGAGAGCACCGUUCCCGAUUAUUUCUCGCUUGAAAGAAAGGGUGGUGACGAUGAUGCAAAGGUGGUUUCGGAAUUCAAAGGUGCACCAGUGCCCGAAAAGUCCGCGUUCCAAACCGAAGUCGAGGAAGCCGGUAACGGAUGGCCCUUUGAGCGCCUAUGCGAGUUCCUUACCGUGGACAUGUUUGAUCCUGCUUGGGAGAUUCGUCACGGUGCUGCAAUGGGACUUCGAGAGAUCGUCCGUGUCCAUGGCGGUGGAGCUGGCCGUGUGCUAAACAAGUCCCAUUCUGAGAACGAACGACUCAACCAGGCAUGGCUCGAUGAUCUUGCUUGCCGCAUCUGCUGCGUGUUCAUGCUCGAUCGAUUUGCAGACUACGUCUCAGACAAUGCCAUUGCACCAAUCAGAGAGACCGCUGGCCAGACUCUGGGCGCACUCUUGCAAUAUUUACCUGCAUCCUCGGUACACGCUGUUAACCGCAUCCUCUACCGAUUGGUCAUGCAAAAAGACCUCAAAGUCAACAGACGCAUCUGGCAUGCUUGUCAUGGUGGUAUGAUUGGUAUGAGAUAUCUUGUGGCAGUCAGGAACGACUUGUUGCUCCAAGACAAUCUUUUGAUGGAUGGCGUUCUCGAGUGUGUUAUUAAAGGACUCGGAGACAGCGACGACGACGUCCGAGCGGUCAGCGCAGCCACAUUGAUUCCUGUUGCCAAAGAGUUUGUCAACAUGCGUCAUGCUGCACUCAACCAUCUUAUCAGCGUCGUUUGGGAAUGUCUGUCAAACCUGAGCGACGACCUCAGUGCCAGUACAGGAUCUGUCAUGGAUCUACUCGCAAAGCUUUGCAGCUUCCCCGAGGUUCUCGACGCUAUGAAGAAGAAUGCUGCAGAGAACCCAGAGCAAUCGUUUGCGGAGUUGGUACCUCGUUUGUAUCCCUUCUUGCGCCACACCAUCAGUACUGUGCGUUCUGCCGUUCUCCGCGCCCUCCUCACCUUUGUCAAUAUCGAUGGCGAAGACGCCAAGAGCUGGGUCGAUGGCAGAGCUCUGCGCCUCGUCUAUCAGAACCUGCUCGUGGAGCGCAAUGAAACUGUUCUCAAGUUGUCCCUCCAAGUCUGGUAUGCAUUGGUGGAUGUUCUGGCCAAGGACCCCAACAAGUUUGCCAAUGAAUUUGAGCCUCAUGUCUCGCCAUUGGUCGCUCUCACUCUGCAUCCCAUUGGUGUAUCCCGUCACCCCAUUCCAAUGGAUGCGACACUUUUCAUACGCCCAUCGGGUUUCAGCUAUGCUCCGCUAAGCAGUGCUACACGUAAAUCCUCACCCGUCAACGGAACUUCUGAACCUGCCAGAAAGAGAAGAAGAUCGGACAAGAAGGAGAAGGAUAUGCCACCACCAACCUCCUCAUCAGCCCACAACGUUGAUGGACACAUGAUGCAGGGCGAUGUCGAUCUUGUUGGAGCAGACAUUAUGAUCAGAUCCAGAACUCACGCAGCUCAAGCUCUUGCAAAGGCUUGUCAGGUCUGGCCGGCAGAGACGAGACGUGACAUGUUCUCUUCAAAGAUUUUACCAGGCCUCAAGUCCACUUUCUCAACCACACAACUCUUCACCGCCGUCUUCAUUGAGGAGUACGCCAAAACCUUGACCGCCAAGGACGAUCUUGUCUCUUCCUUCGCUGAAAAUCUCCGUCCACUGGUGGAAGAAGAUAGGCCUACCUGGUACAGUGAUCUCACCAGCUAUCUUCAGAUCGUACGUGCACAGUGCCAGAGUCUUCUCAACGCUUUCCGUGAGAAGGCACAUGUGCCUCCAGGCAAGCUUCCCACAAUCGCCGUCGUGGUUCAAGGAGAGCCAGAAGCCGGUAAGAGCGCCUUCUCGCUUGCCGAUGGAGAGCGCAUCGCAGUGCAAGACUAUGCAAGAUUGCACAAGACACUUUCACCUGCUCAGCGCGUCACUGCAACCGAAAUGCUGUCUAGCGCAAAGCAAGAUGUUGAUUCUGUCAUUGCCGAGGCAACCCUCAUCAAGAAACAACGCGAUGUCCGCAUUAAGUCCGCUGCGGCUGCUGCCAUUGUGGCGCUCAAGGAGAUUCCAAAGAAGCCUCAGGCCACCAUCAAAGCUCUCAUGGACAGUGUCAAGGAUGAAGAAAACUUCGAGCUUCAGAAACGCUCUGCAGCUGCCAUCACCAACUUGGUCGAUCAGUUGGUCGCCAGUGGUCGCAUGAAGGUUGUCGACAAGGUUGUUGGUAACUUGGUUAAGUUUUGUUGCAUGGAGACUGGAGAGACGCCAGAGUUCCAUCCGAACGCAGACAAAGAAUCUGGCAUUCUUUCGUUGCAAAAAGACGAAGACAUACAAGACCGACCAGAUGCUGCCACAUACGAAAAAGAGGUCCGCCAAGCUCGCAUCACAAGACGUGGUACCAAGGAUGCAUUGGAGCAACUCUGUAUCAAGUUCGGAAGUGAAUUGUUCGAAAAGGUUCCCAUGCUUCGUACUCUCAUCGAAGAUCCAAUUCGCAAUUGCUUUUCUGGAGAAUUACCUGCCAACAUCACGGAUCCAGAACAAAAUGUUGGUCAAGAAGUCGUGGAUGCCAUGUCUACGCUCCGCGCAUUGGUGCCAUCGUUCCACUCUGAUUUGCAUCAAUUCGUUCUCGACCUCAUGGGCCUCGUCGCCAGAGCUCUUCAGACACGACUUGCUGUUCUCCGGUACACUGCUGCCAAGUGCUUCGCAAGCAUGUGCAGUGUGAUUACUGUCAAGGGUUUCACCAUGCUAGUUGAACGAGUGUUACCACCAAUCAACAACCCAACCGACGUUCAUUGCAGACAGGGCGCUAUAGAGUGCAUCUACCAUCUCAUCCAAGUCAUGGAAGACCGCAUUCUGCCCUAUGUCAUCUUCCUCCUGGUCCCAGUACUUGGACGCAUGAGUGAUUCGGACAAUGGUGUACGUUUGAUUGCGACUACAGCAUUUGCUACAUUGGUCAAGCUGGUACCCCUCGAAGCCGGUAUUCCAGACCCACCGGGCCUCUCCGAAGAGCUCCUCAAGGGACGUGAAAAGGAACGCAAAUUCAUUGCGCAGAUGCUUGAUCCCAAAAAGGUCGAGUCGUUCGAGAUUCCAGUCGCAAUCAAGGCCGAUCUUCGUUCGUACCAACAGGAUGGUGUUAACUGGCUGGCGUUCCUCAAUCGCUACCAUCUCCAUGGAGUGCUCUGUGACGACAUGGGUCUCGGCAAGACAUUGCAAACAAUCUGCAUUGUGGCAAGUGACCACCACAUGCGCGCCGAGGAAUUUGCUAAGACUCAAGCACCCGACCAACGCAAGAUGCCCUCUUUGAUCGUUUGUCCCCCGACUCUUUCUGGACAUUGGCAGCAAGAGAUUCGUACAUAUGCACCCUUCCUCAACGCUGUCGCCUAUGUCGGACCACCCUCUGAGCGCAACAAACACCGCGCCAAACUCACCGAGGCCGACAUUGUCAUUACCUCAUAUGAUAUCUGCAGAAAUGAUGUCGAAGUCUUUGCACCUUACACUUGGAACUAUUGUGUCCUUGAUGAAGGCCAUCUCAUCAAGAACCCCAAAGCCAAGGUCACUCAAGCCGUCAAACGUAUUGCAAGCAACCAUCGUCUCAUCCUUUCUGGCACGCCUAUUCAAAACAACGUACUCGAACUUUGGUCACUCUUUGACUUCUUGAUGCCCGGCUUCCUUGGCACAGAAAAGAUGUUCCAAGAUCGCUUCGCCAAGCCCAUUGCAGCUUCACGUUUCAGCAAGUCUUCAUCCAAAGAACAAGAGGCUGGUGCAUUGGCCAUCGAAGCCUUGCACAAGCAAGUUCUGCCAUUCUUGUUACGUCGUCUCAAGGAAGAGGUGUUGGAUGAUUUACCGCCCAAGAUUCUGCAGAACUACUACUGCGAUUUGAGUGACUUGCAAAAGAAGCUCUUCGAAGACUUCACUCGCAAGGAGUCAAAGACGAUUGCGGAGAAGGCUGGCUCGGCCGACAAGGAGGCCAAGCAACAUAUCUUCCAAGCUCUGCAGUACAUGCGUAAACUUUGCAACUCGCCAGCUUUGGUAAUGAAAGAAAGCCACAAGCAAUACGCAUCCAUUCAAGCGCAGUUGGCGCGUCAAAACUCUAGUUUGACCGAUCCAGUUCACGCUCCCAAACUUACAGCUCUCAGGGAUCUUCUCGUUGACUGUGGUAUCGGUGUCGACUCUGCCGCGGCCGGUGAGGUACCCUCUGCAGAUCAAGCUGUCUCGCAGCACAGAGCUCUCAUCUUCUGUCAAAUGAAGGAGAUGCUCGAUAUGGUUGAAUCAACUGUCUUCAAGCGUAUGCUACCAUCGAUCACCUUUUCCCGACUUGACGGAAGUGUCGAGGCAUCCAAACGUCAAGACAUCGUUAACCGCUUCAACUCUGACCCAUCCAUCGAUUGCUUGUUGCUUACAACUAGUGUUGGUGGACUUGGUCUCAACUUGACUGGAGCAGACACCGUCAUCUUUGUUGAGCACGAUUGGAACCCUCAGAAGGAUCUCCAAGCCAUGGACCGUGCUCAUCGUAUCGGUCAGAAGAAGGUUGUCAAUGUUUAUCGACUCAUCACUAGAGGCACUCUCGAAGAGAAGAUUCUCAGCUUGCAGAGAUUCAAGAUCGAUGUGGCUAGCACCGUUGUCAAUCAGCAGAACGCUGGCUUGGGAAGCAUGCAGACAGAUCAAAUCCUGGACUUGUUCAACAUGGGCGACACAGAAGGCGCACCAUCACUUGAAGAUAAACCCAGAGAUCCCAAUUCGAUCGACGAAGCAGACGCCGUGGAUGCUGAAGGUAACGUGCGCGAGAAAGGCAAGAAGGGCAUUCUUGAUGAGCUCUCCGAGCUCUGGGAUGAAAAGCAGUACGAAGAGGAGUUCAACUUGGAUGGUUUCUUGUCGACCAUGAAGGCAUGAUCUUCCGCUUGAGGAGCAGCUUCCUAUUCUUAAUGAGGCAUGACUGGAAGGCAAUGGAAAAGGAAGGAAUAUCGGGGCGUUUCUUUGUACGAUUAGCAAAGGGAAGGAAGAGGGUCAAACGGGCGGUCGUCCUAAAUGGAGGGAAGGCAUAUUCGACCUUAGCUAGAGCGUCUUUCGACGCUUCCUUGACAACAUGAAAUAAAAGCAGUUUAUUACAAGAUUUGGUCGUACUUACCCG